Messenger RNA from Biomphalaria glabrata, 1857 nucleotides. RefSeq names its product alkaline phosphatase, tissue-nonspecific isozyme-like. The transcript has 14 exons. NCBI's taxonomy places the organism in Eukaryota, Metazoa, Mollusca, Gastropoda, Planorbidae. Gene Ontology annotation, molecular function: alkaline phosphatase activity. The coding region runs from base 236 to 1852 and encodes 538 amino acids. The record is from RefSeq and is a predicted model, not a curated record. Gene Ontology annotation, biological process: dephosphorylation.
ACAUCACAGACAGUGUGGGAGAUAAAUACUUAUUUAACAUGAACCAAACAAAUGUAGAAGCAAGCCUGGUUGUUAACCAAUGUAGGUCUGAAGCAGACUUAAAUAAAGUCUAACUUGUGAUAGAUAAGAAAAUGUGCCAUAAUUAAUAGAAGGAGAUACACAUUGUCUUGGAAGAUACAAUAACUCACACAUCUUGAUCUGAUACAUUUCAGGAUUUGGUUUCUUUUGAACGACUAUGGCUUACACUUGGGUUGUGCUUGUGACAAUUUGUGUUUUUCUUGGCUGUACGUCGGCAAUCAAAGAAAGGAAAGAGCACUGGAUGAAAGACGGGAAGGAUAACAUUCAAGACCUCAUGCAGAUGGAACCAAAUUACAAUAUGGCCGACAACGUCAUUCUGAUGGUUGGUGAUGGUAUGGGGCUGUCCACCAUCACUGCUGGCAGAAUUUAUCAAGGUCAAAAGAAGGGCAAGAGUGGAGAAGAGAACAAACUGACAUUUGAACAAUUUCCUUACCUGGCACUUUCUAAGACCUACAAUGUUGAUCGACAAGUUCCAGAUAGUGCAGGUACAGCCGUUGCCAUGGCGACUGGAAUCAAGGUGAACUAUGGAACUCUUGGGUUAAGCAUUGAUGUUUCGCAAGGAAAUGACUGCUCCAAAGUCACGGAAGAGAAUAAACUAAAGACUGUUUUGGAUUAUGCUCUUGAAGAAGGUAAAUCUGUUGGUAUAGUGACCACUACUAGAGUGACACAUGCGACACCUGCAGCUAUGUAUGCUCACUCACCUGACAGAGACUGGGAAGGAGAUAGUGAAAUGAAUGGAAUGGCGAACUGCAGACAUGUCAAGGACAUUGCAUACCAGCUGAUCUUGGAGAAUCCAAACAUAAAUGUUAUUUUAGGAGGAGGAAGACGGUACUUUAUGAACUCAUCGACCUUUGACCCUGUCAUAGAGACAGCACAAGGACGAAGAAAUGAUGGUUUGGAUUUAAUUCAGGCUUGGAAAAACGAUAAAUUGAAAAGAAAUCUGAAACACCAAUAUGUGGACACGAGGCAACAACUGAAAGAUAUUGAUGUGGCCAGUACGGACUAUUUAUUAGGUUUGUUUGCACCCAGUCACAUGACUUACGAAGCAGACAGACUGCCAUCUAGUGUUGAACCAACUCUGUCAGAAAUGACAGAAAAGGCUAUUCAAAUCCUCAAGAAAAACCCUAAAGGAUAUUUUUUACUUAUAGAAGGUGGAAGGAUAGAUCACAGCCACCAUGACAAUGGAGCGAUGAGAGCUUUAGAAGAACUUCUAGAGUUAGAUAAUACUGUGUCCAAGGUAAACCAGUUGACUUCAGAAGACGAUACAUUGACUGUAGUGACCGCUGACCACUCCCAUGUGUUCACUAUAGCUGGCUACCCUUCCAGAGGAAACAAUAUUCUAGGUUUAGUGGAUAUCAUGGCGGAGUUAGAAACUCCCGAAGAUAAAAUGCCCUACUUGACGUUGGGGUACACGAAUGGUCCAUUCGCUAGACGUGACAACUUGACAGGAGUUAAUACAAAUACCAGUACAUUCAAACAAGGUGCUUAUAUCAAAAUGCCUAACGAGACGCAUGGUGGAGAAGACGUCAUUAUUUAUGCAAAAGGUCCAAUGGCUCAUCUAUUCCAAGGCACUAAAGAACAGUCUUAUAUAGGUCAUGUUAUGAUGUACUCUGCCUGUCUUGGCGUCUACAAGGAUAGCUGCGACAUGCCGAAGAGAAAUUCCUUGUCAGAUGCGAUCACUGCAAGACUAACUCAAACCUGUGGUGCAAUCCAUCUUAAAUCAUCAAUGUUGCUUAUGUUAACUGUUUUAAUUAUAAGUAAACACUUUGCCUAAUGAAA